Molecule: messenger RNA, 594 nt
Organism: Fusarium sp. VM40
Lineage: Eukaryota; Fungi; Ascomycota; Sordariomycetes; Hypocreales; Nectriaceae
Source: the annotation of a GenBank genome assembly
AUGUCAGGCCAAGGCACAUAUCAAGGUGUCGCCACCUCUUACCUCGAUUCUUUAGUUGAAGGUGACACGAUCCAAGUGGCCAUUAGAUCGUCACCUGCUGCUUUCAGCCUUCCCUCAAACCCGGAAAGUACGCCCAUCAUUUGCGUAGCAGCUGGAUCAGGACUUUCGCCGUUCCGAGGCUUUAUACAACAACGGGCCAUGAUAUACGAAUCGGGUCGUACUCUUGCGCCGGCUCUGCUCUUUUUCGGCUGUCGUGCUCCUGACCAAGAUGAUCUUUACCGCAACGAGUUCGACAAUUGGCAGAAGCUCGGCGCAGUAGAUGUAAGGCGAGCGUACAGUCGAUAUGGACAGGAUUGCAAAUAUGUCCAAGAUCGAAUCUGGCAAGACAAAGAGGACUUCAUCGAGCUCUGGGAGAAAGGAGCUACGGUAUAUGUAUGUGGCUCGAGGGCGAUGGCUGAGUCGGUACGGGAGGUCAUGAUCAAAGUCAAGACUGAGAUGGACAAGAAACUCGGGGGUGAAAUGACCUUUGACGAGGCAAGCAAGUGGUUCGAUGAACAAAGGAAUGUGAGGUAUGUGAUGGAUGUGUUUGAUUAG